This is a messenger RNA of Spea bombifrons (plains spadefoot toad), 2558 nucleotides long. It is a transcript of the gene CFAP221, whose product is annotated as cilia and flagella associated protein 221. The coding region runs from base 18 to 2477 and encodes 819 amino acids. Gene Ontology annotation, cellular component: cilium. The record is from RefSeq and is a predicted model, not a curated record. The transcript is spliced from 23 exons. Lineage: Eukaryota; Metazoa; Chordata; Amphibia; Anura; Pelobatidae. Gene Ontology annotation, biological process: cilium movement; cilium assembly.
GCGGGUUCCUUUUCAUCAUGGAGGUUGCGCAGGCCGCCAUAUUGGAUUUUCCCACUGGAGAUGAAAGAUUUAGGAGGGUUCCCCCAAUCCUUCUGGGCAGCUUGGUGGAAGAGCCCAAAGUUAAGACUGUACCCAACCACCUUGCGGAAUCCAAGACGUACGCAAAGCUCGGCAGGAAUGGAGUCGUGGAGGCCAGUCCCGGAAUCCUGCAUUUCGGUGGCUAUGAAAUCAGAAAGCGGUAUCAACAGAUCCUGAAACUGAUUAACAUAUCAAAGGAUGCAAAGAAUGUUCAUAUCAUUCCGCCGCAGACUAAACACUUCGCUAUAACCUACAAUAAAACCCACAAGUUGCUUCCUGGCUUGGCUUUUCCGGUGAACGUCAGCUUCGUCCCCGAUGAAUGGCGGUAUUACUAUGACUGCGUCCGCAUCCACUGUGAGGGUGACGAGACGCUGCUGGUUCCGCUGCAUGGCUACCCUGUCACGAACCAGCUGCAUUUUCCAUCACACAUCGACUUAGCAGAUGUUGCCCUCGGAGAAAGCAAACAGCACGUUAUCGCCCUCCGCUGCAGCUGCCCGAUUGAGUUUGAGUACCGCAUCACGUGCGCGCAGGCUCAGCAGGCAUUCUCUGUCUCACCUACUACAGGAAUAAUCCCAGCCAAUGGUCUGACGGAGGUGACCGUGACGUUUACCCCGCAGGAUUAUGGGACGGCUCAGAUGCAGAUGGAGUUACUGGUUUCCGAGUUUAAUGCGAAACCUCACACAUGCGUAUUUACGGGCACCUGUACCCCGCGUGUGGCCGGCAUUAAAGAAAAUGUUGGAGGAACUUCAGUUAUUUCCAGGAUAAGACGGCAAAUCCCAGAGAAAGCCGCUCUGAACAUCUCCAGGAAGAAGCGGCUCCUACGGACUCUGCAGCAGAACGCAUCCCGGGUCAUUGAAUAUCAAAACCUGAGAUUCCCCCGGAAUUUGUCGAACCCGUACUCCGUGGCCUCCGUCUUAAAUCAGCAGCCCGGGAAACUGAAUGCCAAAGACGUGCGUGAAGGUCUCGCCGAUCCACUCCAUGCGGGCAGAACGAGGCAGGCAAAGGAGACCUUAUUUGAGCAAAUGGUCCAACGCAAUGUGUCGGAGGAAGAGGCCAACCAGCUGCGGUGGCAGGUCCACCUUGGCAGCGACCCGAUUUCUCCAAAACUGCGUCAGAAGAUAAUCAAAGAUCGAAGGAGGGCAGAGGAAGCCUACGGGGUAAAGGUCGGCCGCCUGGGUCUCGAGUGUAAACUGGAGCCUCGUGGGGUUUCUGCCCAUCGGGUCCUGCGGUCGGUGGAACAGCGUCCAGCUUUUCAGCCACAGUUUGAUCUGUAUGUGAACAGUCUGUGGGCCGACAGACACCGGGCCCUGAAACGCUUCCAGCAGGCCGCCCGCAAGGUUGUCUUACAUCGUCGGAUAAACCGCAGAUUAAUUUUACUGAAGAAUCUGGUCCAACGCAUGAAAGCUGAGAAAGACGGAAAGAAUUCGCUUGAGAAUAUUGAGGAGGACGCGCAGGACCUUGUGUCUGCCGAGCGCGUCUCGGGCUCCGAGUUCCCGCACUCCGCUGCGCGGUGGGACGGAUCGUCUCAGGUCGGUGUCACGAGAGUCCCCCCUAAACCUGCCGACGUUCCGUUAAAACAAGAGCUACCGUUCUAUGAUUUAAAGGUCCCGCAGCGGUACGAGAUGAUGGGGUACGAGGCGGUCAGCGCGCAUGAGGCGGGUUCCUCCUACAAACCUCCAGCUUUGGCCAGAGCGCUGCGGACGGGCGCAGAGGAGGAACUUACGCUGGCGGCUGUGGCCCCCGUGGCCCAAGUACUGUCUGACGCCCCUCAAUCAGAGCUGACGGAGAACCGGCCCAAGAAGGAGGGAGAGCAGCCCAGGAGCCUGACUCUGGCCCCCCCGAGGCGGCUGUUGGACCCCCCAGAUUACCCUCCAAUUCACGUGUUUAAUCCGGCUCCCGGGCUGCUGGCUUUAAAACGGCCUCUUUCCUAUUCAGAGGUUGACACAGAGGAUCACUUUUGCCCCCUGCCUAAAUACCCCACACAGAGGAGGUCUCUAGGCGGAGAGGAGGUUAUUCGGGGGUUAAUGACCUGGAGGAAGUUCCCCGCCAUCACCGUGCCUGCAGCUUCAGCCGUCGGCGGCCCCGGCAGACCACGCUGGUGCGAUCCCUUUAACCUGGAUCUGCUCCCAGUGGACGCUCCGCCAGCCCUCAGUGGCAUCCUGGAGAAAGACAAGGAACACAUUGUGAUGAAGGAGGAUGAAGACGUCCGGCUCACCCCUGACAUGCUGAGGGCCGAAUUCCCACAGAUACCGACUGCUCCCGGGGACCCCAACAUGGACAGCGAUGACCCGGAGAACGCGGUCCAGACGCCGCCGAGCGGCAGACUUCAGGAUAAAAUCAGCCGGUGCCUGAGACAGCUGGCGAUGCUUGCGCGCAACACCGACCUCAUAAUGGACUGAACGGGAAGGGUUAAUCCUGGGGCAAAAUCCCCAGAUGAACGCGGUGACGGGGCAUUAAUCUGAUUCACUGACGCCCCGUGC